Messenger RNA from Ostrinia nubilalis (European corn borer), 510 nucleotides. RefSeq lists its product as uncharacterized. The coding region runs from base 1 to 510 and encodes 169 amino acids. Lineage: Eukaryota; Metazoa; Arthropoda; Insecta; Lepidoptera; Crambidae. The transcript is spliced from 5 exons. The record is from RefSeq and is a predicted model, not a curated record.
AUGGACGGCGAGCACCAUAACAACAGGAUAUCGCGCUUCAUGGAGCGGAUACAUCCCAACAACCAGCUCAACAGUGAGAAUAUUUCCGGGAAUAUUGCUGAGAAUAUUCCUGGGAAUAUUGCUGAGAAUAUUCCUGGGAAUAUUGCUGAGAAUAUUCCUGGGAAUAUUGCUGAAAAUAUUCCUGGGAAUAUUGCCACUGUCAACAACAUUGCCGGGAAUAUUGCUGGCAAUAUUGUUAGAGUAAGUGUGGAGGAAGGAUGCUGUAUGGACGGCGAGCACCAUAACAACAGGAUAUCGCGCUUCAUGGAGCGGAUACACCCCAACAACCAGCUCAACAAUCCAGACACUGGAGAUAAGAAAUCGAGGAAAACGUCGAAUCACUUUCUCAACAUGGAGAGGAGUUUUCGGAAGAUGGAGGACGAACAACCCUGGGACCAGACGCUGACGCCGGCUUCUUCUCAAGUUGUAGACCGUCCGCAGAAGUCUGGAGGAGAGUUCUGGAUGUGUUAA